AUGGAUAAAAUUGUUUUGAAGACUAUGCACACAAGGCUACGUACACAAUCUAUUUACCAACCAUCUGUUCGAGAGGUCUCCGAGGACGGUGACUUUACUAGCCUCAGAGAGGCGCGCAAGGCCCAUGCACGAGAGAGAGCACAAAAGAGGCAGAGAAGUGAAAUCAAAGAAGAUGAAAAAGAAGAACAGCAACAAGAGAAAUCUUCAAUAGACGCAUCACUUAAACCUACACCGAAGGACGAGAGCCAUGAAGAGAUCAGAGUAAAAUUAUUUAAUGCUAUAGAGAAUGGUUCUAUUCCAGAGGUCACCUCUUUACUCGCUCAGACAAGGAGUUGUGUCAAUUUACACCACAACGACAUGUUAGAUCCGUCCAAUAGACAGAACGUGUUACAUCUAGCGUUAAGUCUCCCCCGAUUGGAUGUCGUUGACGUUAUUCUGAGCGAUAAAGAAAACGAUGCAUUAUUACAUCAAGUAUUUCAAGUUCCCCAAAGUACAAGAUCGGUUUUACAUCAAAUUACAGAGCUGAACAGUUUGCCAUUAGCAAAGAAGGUCUUGGAGAAGUUUUCAACAAGAAGCGAGAAAAUAAAGGCUAUCGAAAUGGAAACCCGUGUUGUCGUUGAAGGUCAAAGACCAAGAGUAUUCUCUUCGUAUCACUUCGCAGCCUUCAUGGGUUUUACCGAUUUGGUUAAUCUGUACCUUGACACAGGCGUAGAUAUUGAUUUACUCAACGUGAAAAAGGACACGGCGUUACUAUGGGCAGCAAGGUGGGGUCACAUAGAAACCGUGAACUGUCUUCUUGACAGACGUGCAAAUGUUAGUUUAGAAAACGACAAGAAAUCUACCGCUCUGUACUGGGCUGUGCGCUACCAGAAAUACGACAUAGUUAGACUACUUCUAGAAAAGGGAAAGGCAAAUCCCAACCAGACCAGGCUACUGGGAUUGGUGGCACCCAUCGUCAUAGCUUCGGCCUUAGGAAAUAACAUGAUUAUCAAGGAACUCAUUAAUUAUGGUGCGGACGUGAACACAGUCAUUCGCGGAGGAGAGAUGCCACUUCACCACGCGGCUAAAGAGGGCCACGUUGACGUUGUCCAGACACUCCUGAAAGAAAAUUCAAUACUUACGGCUCAGGAUGAGAGGGGUGACAGUGCUCUAAUCCUGGCGUCACAAAACGAGCAUGCAGACGUCGUCAAGCUUCUCCUAGAUAAGGGUGCGGACAUGUAUCACAAGAAUCACUUUGGUAUUGAUGCUUGGCAUAGCGCUAUAACACAAGGAAGUGAUGAAGUUCUUCGAGUAUUGACAAAACAUUACAAUAAGCUAUACGACAAAAACAGAACAUUGAAGUCACCUUUAUGCAUUGCUGCAAGCCUAGGAAGAUGUCGGAAAAUUGAGACUCUGAUUACGAUGGGAGCAGAUCCUGAGCAUCAAGACGAGGAUGGAAACACCAUUCUACACCAUGCUGCUGCUAAUAACAAGGACGACGUAAUCAAGAUGUUUCACAACAUUGUUGACAUCAAUGCUCUGAACAACAAGGGAGAGACUGCUUUACACAUAGCAUGUAGAGAUGGUCAUCAUAAAGCAGUUUUAGAACUGAUAGAUAAAAAGGCAAAAUCUAACAUUGGGAACACAGAUGGGGAAAACGCUCUUCAUACUGUGGCUUUAUCCCCAGCCACAACACCCGACAUCGCUCGCGCUCUGGUUGAGCACACUAUCAAGUCUCAUGACUGGGAGAGCGUAAAUGCAGUAGAUGCUCAAGGCAACAAUGCUCUUCACCUUGCAGCGCGAUUUGCAUCUCCGAAUGUGCUUUGGGAAUUUCGGUUUGUAAGAUUUAGAGACACUGAUGUUGAUGGAAACACACCUCUCCACGAAGCUGUGAUUCCUGGGAAGGAAGACAUACUAAAGACAGCCCUUGACAUCUACGAAGAUAUGCAGAGAGAUGCUGACAUAAACACACUAAAUAGAAAUUCUGAAAGUGUGCUUCAUCUGGCUGCUGACGCGGGGUUCUCAGAGAGUGUGUCAAGACUAGUGUUUUACGGUGCUGACCUUACAUGUGCCGAUGGAGACGGUAACACCGUUCUUCACAGACUGAUCAGGUCCAUAACAGAGGACAAAGGCAUGAGCGAGGUUUACAUGAAAGUUGUGGAGACUAUUUUGCAUGAUUCAGUCAGAUGGUGGAGCACCAUGCAAAGAAUACCUUAUCCAGCAGAGAACAAAGGACUCUUCAAAGAAAUGCAGCGAGAAGCGCUAGUUUCAUUGACCAACGACUACAAAAACAACGACAACCUGUCAGUCUUGGCGUAUGCGUUUAAACUAGGAUCAAAUAUAUUUCUGGAUCGUUUUCUGAUGAUGCCCGAUAUCAUGAUGUUUAAACGUGGCGAGGAAGUCUACUUUGAUGUUUCAUAUUUGACACCAUUGACAAGCCGGACCUCCAACCGAUGUUGUGAUAUUGCAACAAGCGAACAUGUGAACUCCAAUAUUGAGCUUUUGGUGUCUUUGGAAACCAAAGACCGUGCAUCACUUGUCCUUGACGUACCGCCCGUUAGGCGGAUGGAACAGAUGUAUACUUCCAUAUGUGCUUGGGCCUAUGCCUUCUUUAUGUUAAUACACAUAGUAUAUAUGAGUUUGUUUUCCUACCUGGGUGUGUCGGUGGCAGACAAAUUUCGCAACAUGCACAACGGUGUUCCUUUGGUUAACACAGACUCCGUGUUGGUAGCAGUCUACGUAGUUGUUCCAAUAGAGCCGAUCGUAGCUAUUGCAUACACGGCGGGGAUUAUUUGCACGACCCUGUACAGGAAAGAGUCGCUCCAGGUGUACUCAAUCAUUUCCAUGCUUUUCCUUGCUCUGUUCGCCUGUUUGACCCUUGCAUGGAUCGGAAUGGUUGCCCAACGAGACCCUAACCAGGAUUAUGUUUUGGCAGUAAGUUUGUGUCUUGGCUGGUUGAGCUCAAUAGCGCUGACGAGGGGCUUUAAAGGUAUUCACUACUUUUUCAAAAUGUUAGUCAACAUGGUCGUCAGAGAUGUCCUGCGUUUCCUCGUUGUGUUUUCGUUCGUACUUCUCGCAUUUGGUUUUGCUUUGCACGUGGUAUUUCAGAUAUCUUCCGAUAUUGUGGACACUUACUCGGACCCAAUGGAAACCCUUUUCAUGACAUUCAACCUUAUGAUUGGAAUGGCAGAACUAUUUGAUGACAAUUUUGAAACCGGAAUGUCAGGGGUUGGUCGUUCAGCAACAUUUGCUAAAGCAAUUUAUCUUAUCUAUAUAUUGUUAUCGACAAUUGUUUUGUUAAAUCUGCUCAUAGCUAUGAUGAACGACUCCUAUUCAGAUAUCUUACAAAAUCAAAAAGUCUCUUGGCGAGUGGAAUCCAUUCAAAUAGCCCUUGGCGUUGAACAUCUUUUCCCAUGGUUUCCAUCUAUUUUUGGUAGGAUAAAAAUCAAGAAAGAACUUCACGGUGAGAAAUUUGCAGAAAGAGAGAGAUGGUAUUUGGUGACAACUGCAAGUGAUCUUUUGAACUACACUUCAGAGUCUACCAAUACUGACACAAAUGAACGGAUAACUAUAACUACAAACUUCGAUGAAAAACUUAAUGAAUUUGAAACCCGCAUACAAAGUAUUGAGCAGCAGGCCCAUGAAUCAAAUAAGAAAAUGGAAGAGAUUAAAGAACUAAUUCAGAACAUAAACCACAUCCUUAAAAAAUGA
This is a messenger RNA of Ylistrum balloti, 3690 nucleotides long. RefSeq lists its product as uncharacterized. The transcript is spliced from 2 exons. Gene Ontology annotation, cellular component: membrane. Gene Ontology annotation, molecular function: protein binding; monoatomic ion channel activity. The record is from RefSeq and is a predicted model, not a curated record. Bases 1 to 3690 code for a protein of 1229 amino acids. Lineage: Eukaryota; Metazoa; Mollusca; Bivalvia; Pectinida; Pectinidae. Gene Ontology annotation, biological process: transmembrane transport; monoatomic ion transport.